Molecule: messenger RNA, 384 nt
Organism: Rotaria sp. Silwood2
Lineage: Eukaryota; Metazoa; Rotifera; Eurotatoria; Philodinida; Philodinidae
Source: the annotation of a GenBank genome assembly
AUGAUGUGUGAUAAUGAACAACAUUUGACAACACUGUCAAUAUAUAUUCGAACAAUAAAUCAUUCAUUAUUUGAUGAAAAUCAAGAUUGUUUAAUAUUCUUUGGUGAAGAUAAUCUUAUUCAUCAAUGGGAUAUUGAAGAAAUAAAUCAUGAUAUAAAUCUAGAUAUUUCUCCAACAAAAUUAUUUCAAGGUCAUACAAGUCCCAUUCAAUAUCUUUGUCAAAUAUCAUUUGAAAAAUUUCAUUUACUGUUCACUGCUUCAAGUGAUUUUAGAGUUCGAUUAUGGGAUAUUGUUACAGGAAAAUGUUUAUGUACAUUUUUAUUUUCUAAUGCAAUUCAUUCAAUAGGUCCAUCAUCAUUUUUUACGUACAACAAUUUAUUGUGA